AUGACAUCUCUAGACUCAACCAGGAAUUAUCUGGGACACAGCAUUGCAACUAUACACGCUCAUAUCUCGAACCGAACAUUGUCCAAUUCAGUAGCCUAUCUUGUUCCGGUGCUAGACUCUCUCCCUCCCGAUUUCACUUUUCUCGAUGUCGGAUGCGGCCCGGCCAGCAUCACCAUCGAUAUCGCCAGGCGGUACCCCUCGGCUGUCAUACUCGCCAUCGACGGCAGCUCGAGUGUUAUCGCCCACGCCCAAGACUCUGCCCGAGAAGCCAAAGUUGACAACAUUCACUUUGCUGUGGGUGAUGCCCUGGACCUAACCUCCACGGCCAGUGAGCCCGGCUUCGAGCUCGUCGAUGGCGGAUGCGAUAUUGCGCAUACGCACAACGUCCUGAUGCAUACGACGGACGCGCCUCGGGCCUUGAGGGAGCUGCGCUCUGCGGUCAAGGUUGGCGGCUUUGUGUGCUGUAAGGAGGCAGACAGAAACUGCCUCACGUUGUGGCCGGAGAGCUUGCCAAUCCGACGGAUCUACGACGUGAUCAGCCGGAUCAUGCAGGCCAAGGGGGGCGAUCCGUUCGUUGGCAGGAAGCUGAAGACGUACGCGAUAGCAGCGGGCUUUGAGCACGACGACAUCCGAGUGGGACAGACGCCCUGGGUCAUAUCGUCACGGAACGAGCGCGAACAGUGGGGGGGGUUGGUCGCUCGCACCAGCGCCGAUACCCAUGCCCGAGUCCAGGUCGAGGAGGAGGCCAGGGGAAUCGGACAGGACAUAAACAUGGCAGAGCUACAGGAGGGCUGGAGACGAUGGAUAGAAGAUGACAGGUCCUGUGCUUCCAUAAGUGACUUCUAUGUGGUUUGUAAGAGACGAUAG
This is a messenger RNA of Colletotrichum graminicola M1.001, 867 nucleotides long. Its product is annotated as methyltransferase domain-containing protein. The transcript is spliced from 5 exons. The record is from RefSeq and is a predicted model, not a curated record. Gene Ontology annotation, molecular function: methyltransferase activity. NCBI's taxonomy places the organism in Eukaryota, Fungi, Ascomycota, Sordariomycetes, Glomerellales, Glomerellaceae. The coding region runs from base 1 to 867 and encodes 288 amino acids.